UUUCACAAGGGCAAACCCAAAAAGAAAAAACUACUACUUCUUCUCAAUUAUCUAUAUUUGACAAAACUUUCCUAGAAGAAAAAGAAUGGAAGCAUUGAGGAGAUUGGCUUCGGAAAAGCCAGUAGUGAUCUUUAGCAAGAGCAAUUGUUGCAUUUCCCAUUCCAUUCAAAUGCUGAUUUCCAGCUUCGGCGCGAAUCCGAUGGUUUAUAAUCUUGAUGAGCAUCCACAAGGGAGGCAAGUUGAGAAUGCAUUGCUUGCAUUAGGCUGCAGCCCAACUGUACCCGCAAUCUUCAUUGGAAAGUUGUUUGUUGGUGGCGCCAAUGAAGUUAUGAGCCUUAAUGUUCAAGGGAAGUUGAAGCCAUUACUCAUCAAUGCUAAUGCUAUCUGGAUGUGAUCAUCUCUUCAUCAUCACAUAUCUUUGAGCUGAUUUCAAAUCAAUUGUUUUUGUUUAUCUUCUUAGUUUCUUUCUUUUCUGAAAACCACUUUGAGGUGGUAAUUACGAAUAGGUUGAAUGGUUUGAGUCUUCUUUUUCUGAUCUUUACAUCAAUGUGUAAGUAGGAUAGUUACUUUUGCAAGUUUUGACUUAUAUUGUUAUUACAUAUGAUCAGCUUAUAGUUUUCGAGUGACGUAAGUCUUCUUUGGUGAAAAUCACACUUAUGGUCUUUGCUUUGACUGCAGACUUUACUUUUUUGCCAAGAAAUAUCUUUUCUGUGCAAAAUCACGAGACGUACUCAGGAGACACAUAUUGGGUUCUUUACCCUAAUACUUCCUUUGUCCAAUAAUUAUUAUCCAGUUUGGACUUUCAUUUUUAAUUCAAUCCCUUUUACCAUAUUAAAGCAGAAUACAAGAUGU
Molecule: messenger RNA, 852 nt
Organism: Oldenlandia corymbosa var. corymbosa
Lineage: Eukaryota; Viridiplantae; Streptophyta; Magnoliopsida; Gentianales; Rubiaceae
Source: the annotation of a GenBank genome assembly